ACAGUCAAUACGGCGCCUGCAGCAGCCCUGCCACACCACCACGGUACAUAAUCGGCUUGCGCGCUUUCCGACUACACAUCCAGUCGCCGGCAGACCUGUCGCAGCACCAUUGCGACCGUCCUCGCUCUGCCAUGGCCCACGACCAGGGCAUGUUCUCGGUCCAGCGACCGCGCCAGACAUUAGGCCCCAUGAACAACAACGUCAAUUCCGCGAUCCCAAUGCCCUCGUCCGCGAUGAAGCGCUCAAGCUCUGUCCACCAGAUGCAGGGCUCGCAGUUUGCCGGCGGCAACAACCCCGCGCGCUCGCAGUCAGGAGGGCGCAUGUCGCUCGCGCCGGGGCGACCGAGCCAGCCGCUUUUUGCGCGCUCGUCGUCCGGCACGAACCUCGCCGAGGGCUUUCCGUCGGUCCAGCGCCAGUCGAUGGGUGCGUUUGGCGGCGCCAGCAGCGGGCGAAAGAGCUUUGCGCCGGGCGCCCCUCUCUUCCAGACACCAGCACCGCCGGCUGGGCCAGAUUUUGGGGAGAGCGCACAGCGCCGCAGCAGCGUCUUCAAGGCGCGCGCCUCGUACGCGGGCGGAAGCUCUGGGGUCAAGCAGUCCUUCUUCCAGCAGGCGCCCAUGCCAGCCACGCUUCCUGCCGACCCUCGAAACCUGAAGAACGCCAGCACGCGACAGGCUGUGGCGGCCGAACUGCAUCAGUUCCUCACAAACAACAACUUCGAGAUGGAGUCGAAGCACGUCUUGUCGGCCAAGGCCAUGUCCUCGCCCACGCAAAAGGACUUCAACAACAUGUUCCAGUGGCUGUACAACAAGAUCGACCCCAGCUACAGAUUCUUGAAGUCGAUCGAUCAGGAGGUCCCGGCACUCCUCCAGCAGCUCCGCUAUCCCUUCCAGAAGUCCAUCACGAAAUCACAAAUCGCGGCUGUUGGUGGGAACAACUGGCCGACGUUUCUGGGCCUGCUGCACUGGAUGAUGCAGCUCGUAGUCUUGUGCCAGAGAUACGAGUCGGGCAGCUACGACGACGCUUGUGCCGAAGCUGGCUUCGACGUAUCCGGCGACCGCAUCAUCUUCGAGUUCCUCACAGACGCAUACAGCACAUGGCUAGCAGCCGACGACGAGGAAGACGGAGAGGACGACGAGGAGUCACAAGCCCGCCAUAUGCAGCCCCACAUCCAGAACAUGGCGAACAAGUUUGAGCAGAGGAACGCGCACCAUGCCGAUGAGGUCAAGAUGCUCGAGGCAGAGCACAAACUACUCCAGGAGCAGAUCGACGAGCUCAGCAAGGCCGGCCCCAAGAUUGCAAAGUACGAGGAGCAGAACGAGAUCCUUGGCAAAGACAAGGUCAAGUUCGAGAGCUACAACGCGAGCAUGGAGGCCAAGGUUCAGAAGUACACAGACCGCUGCGACUUCCUAGGGAACAGCAUUGAGGAGCUCGAGGCCGAGCUCGAAGCAGCAGAGAAGGAGCAGGCCGAGCUCCAGGCCAUCAUCGACGGCCGCGGCAUGACCAUCAACGACAUUGACCGCAUGGCCGCGGAAAAGGACCGCCUGGACAACGCGCUACAAAACACCUCGGCACGCCUCGAAGAGUCCAAGAGAAAAGUGGCCGAGAAAGAAGUCGCCGCCUCGAAGAAACUCGACGAGCUCGAGCAAAUCAUCGAGCGCUACAACAACCUGGGCUACCAAAUAGGUGUCAUCCCAUCCACCGCCGUCAACGCAAAGGGCCAGGACUACGAAGUCGUCCUCACCAUCACCGAUGCGCCAAACUUCUCCGGCUCCCAGAUGGGCCAGUCAAGUCAAGAGCCCGCAGACCGCCUGCUCCAGGACCCCAGCACGGGAUACUCGCCCGCACACCUGCUCAACCUCGACCUCAAGGGCACGGUCAAGAGCAACAUCCUCACGCUGCGCAAGGAGAUUGCGGAGCGCCGAAACGCCGCGCUCGAGGCCGACAUGAACAACCACGACCUGCUCGACAAGAUCAAAGAGGCCAUGGACGACAAAGUUGCAGAGGUCGAGGCCCUCGGGCACCGCGUCGCGCAGGCCGAGGAGGAGCUCGAGAAACUCCGCGACAUCACGAAUACGCAGAAGAGCCAGAGCGACGCGCAGAUUGAGCGCAUGGAGAAGGAACUCGGCCGCAUGCGCAGCGGGCUGGGGGAUAGCGUGCAAUUAAUGGUGCAGCGCGAGAUGGCUGUUAAUAUUGAAUUCGAACAACUCCAGCUCCGCGCCAACGCGCUGCGCGAACAACUUCACACCGAGAUCGAGCGCAUGCUCGACGAUAUUGUACGGUUUAAGCUCCACGUCCAGCGCAGUCUGGAGGAGUACGAGCAGUUCAUCGCCGACGAGGUGGAGCGCUCGUGCGAGGAGCAGGAUCUGCUUGCACGCGCCGACGAGGGUGUCCAGGAAGACGAUGACAUGGAUGAUGCGGUAUGAGAUGAGGGGGGUGUGGAUGAAGUUAUGACGGGCGUUGGGAUUGGGUUUUGGGUUUUGAGACGCUUGCUACCCAUGGUAGAUAGACGUCUUGGGUUGUGUGUUGCGGCGUUUGGAGUGGUACGUUUUGAGUCUAGAUACCUCUCUCUGCUUUUUGCAUAAUCGCAUUGCUUCACCACACCAUCCCCGUCUCGCGUCUCGCGCUUAGUUAGAUGGCUUCCGCGCGCUGAACUGCACAACCUCGAAAUACGCAUGCACCCUGCGCUCCUUUAGACCCGUCCGGAACUUGGCAAUAAACACCUGCGCCU
Didymella exigua CBS 183.55 is the source of this 2728-nucleotide messenger RNA. RefSeq lists its product as uncharacterized. Gene Ontology annotation, biological process: attachment of mitotic spindle microtubules to kinetochore. NCBI's taxonomy places the organism in Eukaryota, Fungi, Ascomycota, Dothideomycetes, Pleosporales, Didymellaceae. Gene Ontology annotation, cellular component: Ndc80 complex. The record is from RefSeq and is a predicted model, not a curated record. The coding region runs from base 132 to 2423 and encodes 763 amino acids. The transcript is spliced from 3 exons.